GGAUAAGAAAGGCAGGAGUCCUUCCCCACCGAGAGCCCCCCUCUAACUCCUGCGGCCGGAGGAGUUUUUCCUGAUCUCUGUGCUCCCCUGGGGCUAGAGAGGUCGAGCAACUCUUUGGGUGGGAAAAGAGAACUGGAGGAAGUUGACAGGGAUGGGCGGGGCCCGUGGGGGGGCUGACCAGGAACCCAGCUUCCUGCUCAGAACCCAGGCAUCUAGCCCCCAGCUGGCCCCCACCCCUUCCAGCCCCCACUCCCCUCUGGAACCCAGGGUUCUGGCACUCUUCCCAAAUCCCAGCCACCCCUCCCCCACCAGUUUCUCCCCUCCAGGGGAUGGAGACCGAAAGAGCCCAGGACGGAGAAGAGGAUGGUGAGCAGCAUCAGGGCCCUUCCCAGGAUGAACAGGGCUGGCCCCCUCUAAACACCACCACUCGUCCUUGGCGAUCUGCUCCUCCGUCCCCUCCUCCAGGGAACCGCCACACAGCCCUGGGGCCCCGCUCGGCCUCCCUGCUCUCCCUGCAGACAGAGCGCCUUCUGGACCUAGUGGCUGAGGCCCAGUCCCGCCGUCUGGAGGAGCAGAGGGCCACCUUCUGUGUCCCCCAGAUCCCCCCAAACCGAGCCCCAGCCCCACCCCGGCCUCUUGAGGACAGAGAACAGCUCUACAGCACCAUCCUCAGUCACCAGUGCCAGCGGAUGGAAGCCCAGCGGUCAGAGCCUCCCCUACCCCCAGGAGGACAGGAGCUCCUGGAGUUGCUGCUGAGGGUUCAGGGUGGGGGACGAAUGGAAGAGCAAAGGUCCAGACCUCCCACACAUACUUGCUGAGACCUGAACUGGCCCCUCUGCGCUCCUGGGGCUCAAAGCUGGGCGGCCCACUGCCUGCCCUCAACCCUGC
Messenger RNA from Loxodonta africana (African savanna elephant), 888 nucleotides. It is a transcript of the gene GPSM3, whose product is annotated as G protein signaling modulator 3. Gene Ontology annotation, molecular function: GTPase regulator activity; protein binding. Bases 330 to 818 code for a protein of 162 amino acids. The record is from RefSeq and is a predicted model, not a curated record. Gene Ontology annotation, biological process: positive regulation of inflammatory response. Lineage: Eukaryota; Metazoa; Chordata; Mammalia; Proboscidea; Elephantidae. The transcript is spliced from 4 exons.